Messenger RNA from Python bivittatus (Burmese python), 702 nucleotides. NCBI's taxonomy places the organism in Eukaryota, Metazoa, Chordata, Lepidosauria, Squamata, Pythonidae. The record is from RefSeq and is a predicted model, not a curated record.
GAAAGGAGAGCAUGGAAUGGCUUAUGAACGUGAUCAGCCUUUUGAGACCAGCAGAAGUGAAGAUAAUGCAGUCAGGGCUGAAAAUAUAAACCAAGAUCUGGAUCCGGAAAGUCCCACCUGUGCGGCUGGGGAGGUACAAUUCCAAAGAGGAAGAUGCCGCUUCUCCUUGUGCUGAGUUUGCUGGCGAUACCACAACUGGGGCAUGGAGCAUUCCAUCUGAACAUCACAGAAGGUUGCAAACUCAUCUUCCCUCCUUGGGAUGGUGGUAUCCGCUACCGAGGCCUGACCCGUGAGCAGGUGAAGACCGCCCACUUCCUCCCCUUCGACUACGAGAUUGAAUAUGUCUGCCGUCCAGAGAGGGAAAUUGUGGGGCCCAAAGUACGAAAAUGCCUCCCCAAUGGCACCUGGACCGACAGUGAUGUCGAAAGCCGCUGCUUACGCACUUGUCCCAAGAUGCACCUGAACCUGGAGAAUGGGCAAGUCAAUGUCCGGGCAAUUGAACGGGUGCCCGUUGAAGGCACCUGGCUGGAGUAUCGCUGCAACCCUGGCUUUUACCUAGUGGGCAGUCCCCACAGCAAUUGCACCAAGGUGGGCCGCUGGAGCUCCGCCAAACCUGUCUGCGAGUUGUGGCGUCCUCCUGUUUCCCGGUCUGGAUCAGGUCUUCCACUCUGGCAGCCUGUUCCAGCUGAUGCUAGUAGGUGA